GUGACGAUGACCACCCGUUCUCGUACAAGCCUCUUUCUUUCAUACAGAAACUCACGUCCUCGUGCCCUCUAUCACGACAACAACGACGAGAAUGAACACUUAAUAACGGCUUCUCAUCUUGUUAUCGACCUCCCAGACCUUCCUCCAACUUGGGUCGAUUAUGCCGACAGAGUCCAGGAGCUCCUCUUGGAUACUCACACAAAGAUCGCCUCUCUCGACAAGCUGCACGCAAAACACGUUCUUCCGGGUUUCUCGGAUCGCUCUCAUGAAGAACGCGAGAUAGAGGCAUUAACAACGGAUAUCACAAAGGAUUUUCGUCAUUGUCAGUCUCUUAUCAACAAAAUCAGUGCCCCUCAAUCCCAUGCUUUUCCUCCGGAUCACAAGAAGUCGAGGCACGAGGACCUUACUGCCAAGAACGUUCAGAGAGGCCUUGCGGCCAAAGUGCAGGACCUGAGUGCUGCAUUUCGAAAAAAGCAGCGUGUUUACAUGGAAAAAAUCCAAGGUCAUGCGAUCAAAAAUCAAGAUCUUCUCCUAGCUUCCGGCGCCAUCUCUCUCAAAGGUUCCGAUGGAAUGAGCGAGGUAGACGAUGAUGUUCAAGCAGCCACACAUACACGAGCACAAUCACAGUCACUUGUUCAUGUCGAGCCUUCAUUGGAAUUGCAUUCGCGGGACCGAGAACUCACCGAAAUCGCGAAAUCGAUUGCUUCUCUUGCGGAGCUAUUCAAAGACCUUUCCGUCCUCGUCAUCGAUCAGGGGACACUUCUCGAUAGUGUCGAAUAUAACAUUGAACAAACUGCAGUCCAGGUAGAAGAAGCUGUAGAGGAGCUCAAUGUUGCAACAAAGUAUCAGAAGAAUACCGGAAGACGCAAGUGUAUCUUCCUAUUGCUUCUCAUCAUCUUUGGUCUCGUAGUCGUUCUCCUUUUCAAACCGAAGAAACGCGGAACAUCUAGUCCCAUUCCUUUGCCCUCUUCACCGUCGUCACAGCCUAUCCCAGACUCGUCAAACCUUAGAUUUAUGCGGACGUUUACUCCACGGCCACGAUUAUUCCCUUAACAAAAAGCGACAUUGACGAAGCCCAGUUCUUAAGAUACCCCCUGGAUUCAAUAUAUUACGAGUAGUACAUUAAACAUUUUUUAUUCUCCCCGCGUACGAUGGCAGACUUCAAUACAGCUAUCGAGGUAUCAAUAGACCAGUUUCGGCAAC
This is a messenger RNA of Laccaria bicolor S238N-H82, 1203 nucleotides long. Its product is annotated as syntaxin-like t-SNARE protein TLG2. The transcript has 7 exons. Gene Ontology annotation, biological process: vesicle-mediated transport; vesicle fusion; intracellular protein transport. Gene Ontology annotation, molecular function: SNARE binding; SNAP receptor activity. Lineage: Eukaryota; Fungi; Basidiomycota; Agaricomycetes; Agaricales; Hydnangiaceae. Bases 7 to 1053 code for a protein of 348 amino acids. The record is from RefSeq and is a predicted model, not a curated record. Gene Ontology annotation, cellular component: SNARE complex; membrane; endomembrane system.